Messenger RNA from Podarcis muralis (Common wall lizard), 552 nucleotides. The record is from RefSeq and is a predicted model, not a curated record. NCBI's taxonomy places the organism in Eukaryota, Metazoa, Chordata, Lepidosauria, Squamata, Lacertidae.
CAGAGCUAUUAUCCUGGCUGAAGGAUUUGCAGAAGAAUCUUCACAACCCUCCAACUGUUGAGUAUCAGCCUGAAAAGGGGCAAAUGGAGUUGUGUGUCACCACCGGCAGUCAAGAAGGGUUGAGUAAAGUAUUUGAAAUGCUGAUUAAUCCUGGAGACACGGUCCUUUUAGAUGCGCCCACCUAUCCCGGGACACUGGCAGCUCUGAGGCCGUUGGGCUGCAACAUUGUCAAUGUUCCCAGUGACCAACAUGGCAUUAUUCCAAAAGCCCUGAAAGAAGUUCUUUCCAGGUGGAGCCCAGAAGAUGCCAAAAAACCUAACAGCAGCCUCCCCAAAUUUCUCUACACAAUUCCUAACGGUGGCAAUCCUACUGGAGCCUCACUGACGACAGACCGCAAAAAAGAUAUCUAUCAGGUAUAUUCAUUAAAUGUGCAUUUAAUGUCACUGCUCUAGCAAAAAAAAAGUGGGGAAAGUGGUUUCACACACAUCACGCGGACCUGCUGGAUAUUAUGUCUCAGGUACUAGCAAAAUAUUGACUAAUAAAGAACAUAGU